AUGCAAAUGAUGGACAACAACACCAAUCCAACUGCUGACAAGUUCAAGAAACAUGCCAGCAAGUCAACGAAUGGGUCAAUGUCCAAAAGUUGGAGCUUUACUGACCCUGAAUUGCAGAGGAAGAGAAGGGUUGCUACCUACAAGGCUUAUACAGUGGAAGGAAAAGUCAAAGGGUCAAUUAAAAAAAGCUUUAGGUGGAUUAAAGAUAAGUAUUCACAGAUGGUUUAUGGUUUCAGAUCAUGA
Lactuca virosa is the source of this 243-nucleotide messenger RNA. The record is from the annotation of a GenBank genome assembly. Lineage: Eukaryota; Viridiplantae; Streptophyta; Magnoliopsida; Asterales; Asteraceae.